AUGUCUACGUCAGCCACAAUAUCAGCAAACGCUGGUUCGACAUCGGGCUCACGUUCGCGUCCUCAGGCUCGCAAGAAGCCAAACGACGAUGCAGCCUACUUUGGAGUCACAGGGACAAAAAGACAGGCGGCGGACAGGGCAGAGGGAGAGCCACGCGUAAAGAGAAAGAGAGUAGAACACGGCACUGCAGUCAGCAGAAGGGCGGAAAAGGCGAAUACAGAUAACGACCUCAAGAGCUCGACUGACUUCAAAAACAUGCCAACCGCAGGGCUCUAUCGUUAUCUCUCCCAUUUCAAUUUGAUUCCACCCGUAUACCCAUCACCCCUGACUGCCGCCGAUCCCCCUUCCCCGGAUUCCCUUCUUGACCCUGUACGGCAGAAUCCACGAGGCGUCAGUCCAUUCGCAAUCCCCCCUUCUGGAAACAGGUCAAGGAGAGAUCCGAAAGAUCAAAACCGACGACGAAGCUCACGGUUACUGGAGGAAAACGAGUGUCGCACGCCCAUCUUGGCGGACGUUGCUGAGUUCCAAGCAGUCCUCGUUGCCAUUGCAGAGAGACAUUUCCAGGACCAUAUGGUCAGUGAAAUAGACACGCUGGCGUCGUUCAUGGUUAAAACGUCAACUAAGUAUGAUUAG
This is a messenger RNA of Suillus paluster, 633 nucleotides long. RefSeq lists its product as uncharacterized. The record is from RefSeq and is a predicted model, not a curated record. The transcript is spliced from 2 exons. NCBI's taxonomy places the organism in Eukaryota, Fungi, Basidiomycota, Agaricomycetes, Boletales, Suillaceae. The coding region runs from base 1 to 633 and encodes 210 amino acids.